UGGUGACACUUCAUUGAUUUGAAAACAGAAGAAAGAAGAAGAAUCUAGCGACUGGCAGGCGAUUUCGUGGCAGAACUCGUAAUUUGAAGCGCUUCAAGGUUCAAGCCGCCUCAUAGUUGAUAGCUCCACAUUACCUCGGAGCGUUGUGGAAGCACCAAGAAGCGUACUUUUCCUUCUCAAAUUCGUAAGCAACUCUCUCAUUCCUAUGACCCUGUUCACUCUAAAACCCCGUUUGGUUGCCGAGAAAAUGCGCGAAAUACCAGAGAGGUAAAAAGAAACCCGAGACUUCGAAUGUUCGUUCAUUGCUCAGAAGCUCCACCGGUCCACCUGAUCCAAAAAGAGCUUGUUCAUCUACAUAUUCUCUUUCCACAAUUGAUGAGCCUAUGAGACCUGAUCAUACCAUUAAGAACAUCUUAAGUAGGUACGUCAUCUAAAACAAGUGGUGCACAGGUUCUGCAGCUACAUUGGACGGGAGGUUGUAAUUACAUUUCAAGCACAUGGAAGAUCUUAAGCAUCUAUGUUCAAAUGAGAAAAAAAGGCUUCGUGGUUUAACUCCACUGAGGGCGUGCAGGGGUUUGAUGUGUAUACUGGUGCUACUUUCAACAGCAUUCAUUAUGUUGGUGUAUUUUGGCUUUGUGAGUGCUGUUAUGUUGCGACUUUUCAGCAUACGUUACAGCAGGAAAGCAACGUCCUUUUUCUUUGGUGCUUGGCUAGCUUUGUGGCCUUUUCUCUUUGAAAAAAUAAACAAGACUACAGUUGUUUUCUCUGGGGAAACUGUUCCUGCAAGGGAACGUGUUUUACUUAUUGCAAACCAUAGAACUGAGGUUGAUUGGAUGUACUUGUGGGACCUUGCAUUGCGGAAGGGAUGCCUGGGAUACAUAAAGUAUGUCCUUAAGAGCACUUUGAUGAAAUUACCAGUGUUUGGUUGGGGAUUUAGCAUAUUGGAGUUCAUCCCAGUGGAGAGGAAGUGGAAGGUUGAUGAAUCUACCAUCCGCCAAAUGCUUUCCACAUUCAAAGAUCCUCGAGAUCCCCUCUGGCUUGCUCUUUUCCCAGAAGGCACAGAUUUCACUGAUCAGAAAUGCAUUCGGAGUCAAAAACAUGCUGCUGAAAGGGGCCUACCACUCCUAAAAAAUGUGUUGCUUCCGAAAACAAAGGGCUUCUGCACCUGCUUGGAGGAGUUGAGGGGCUCUUUGGAUGCAGGUUAUCUUAUUUGUGUGUUUUAUGAUGUAACCAUUGCCUACAAGCAUCGCUGUCCAUCUUUCUUGGACAAUGUCUUUGGGGUGGACCCUUCUGAAGUUCAUAUUCAUGUUCAACGGAUCCCUCUUGACGAUAUCCCGACAUCUGAAGACAAGAUUUCUAGUUGGUUAAUGGAUAAAUUCUGUCUCAAAGACCAGUUACUUUCCAAUUUUUAUAUUCAAGGCCAUUUUCCUUGUCAAGGAACAGAAGGGGAACUUUCCACGGUGAAGUGCCUUGUUAAUAUUGUGGCAAUUAUUGUCUUGACCAGCAUUUGUGCGUUCUUCACCUUGUUCUCCUCCAUCUGGUUCAAAAUGUAUGUGUCUUUGGCCUGUGCUUAUUUCGCAACUGCAACUUACUUCAAUAUACGACCACUGCCAAUUUUUGGCCUUGUGAACUUAUAGUGUAUUGAGUAUGCACCGGCAACAUAUACCAAAAUUGAGUUCUGUUGUAAUUUUAUAGUAGGGCUCGGGCCCAAAGGUUAAGGUUUUUUCUUCUCAAGAAUAGUUGGAUCGUUGAACUUAUAUGCAUAAUUGAGACAAUUUCCUAAAUAGUUCACAUUGUGUAUGUACAAUCAUUGUAUAUUCGAUAAACCCUUAAGUCGUAUGUAGCUAUUUGAUCUUUGUAUAUUUGUUGUUUCC
Messenger RNA from Alnus glutinosa, 1874 nucleotides. RefSeq names its product probable 1-acyl-sn-glycerol-3-phosphate acyltransferase 5. NCBI's taxonomy places the organism in Eukaryota, Viridiplantae, Streptophyta, Magnoliopsida, Fagales, Betulaceae. Bases 498 to 1637 code for a protein of 379 amino acids. Gene Ontology annotation, cellular component: endomembrane system. The record is from RefSeq and is a predicted model, not a curated record. Gene Ontology annotation, molecular function: acyltransferase activity. The transcript has 4 exons.